Bactrocera latifrons is the source of this 2244-nucleotide messenger RNA. RefSeq lists its product as uncharacterized. The record is from RefSeq and is a predicted model, not a curated record. Bases 80 to 2191 code for a protein of 703 amino acids. NCBI's taxonomy places the organism in Eukaryota, Metazoa, Arthropoda, Insecta, Diptera, Tephritidae. The transcript has 8 exons.
AGUCAAUAUAAUUCAAAUAUAAAUUUGGGUGCAAAGCGAUAUAAAAAUAUUUUUUUUUAUAAUAGAAUACGAGUUUUAAAUGCCACUUGAAAUGGAUAUAGAAUAUUUUCAGAUGUGGGCAGCCAGAUUGGGUUGUCCGCCGGAAGCAAUACCAACGCAAGAGGCUUUAAAAUCGAUUUAUAAAUCGCGCCAACGUGACUUAUUUUGUAAUUUAAUUAAGCGUGUAAGAUCUCGGCAAGAUGCUUGUGAGGUACGCGAAAGUAUACUUUUGAAGCGUUUGGAGAAACAAAAGGGUCAUAUGGUGUCGGCAUCGGCUCGAAUUUUUUUGCCCAAAGAAAUGCAAAUUUUUCUGAAAGUAGAGGAUCUUAUAAAGCACAAGGAAGACGUAGCAAUGCGUUUAGAUGAAUACAGAAAGGAAUAUGAGACUCUGGCUAUUAAUAUAAAAACAAAGAACAUCCAACACAUUAGCCUCCAGCAUAAGCAGAAAACUCAAGCAUCUCGCAUCAAUAUUUUAAAUUUUAAGUCUGUGGCUUUGCGGAAACAGAUUAAACAGGAGGAAAAUAAUAAAAAAUUAAUAAUUGCUACAAUGCCGGUGCGUUUGACAGUUAAAAACGCGAGUGAAAUUAUUGCCAUGGACGAAGUUAAACAAGCGCUUCGAGAUCUCGACGAUUUUUAUACAUUGUACAUAAAUCAGGGAAGCAGUCCUACCACCGUUCAGGAAGGAAAAGAUAUGCUGUGGGUGAAAAUGCGUGCUAUUUUCUCAAGAAUGCCUAAUUUUAUUUUCUUCAAUGUAAUAAUGCGUUUGAAGGAAGAACAACUUCAAUAUGUAAUAUCAUUAAUAUACAAAUCAAAUAAUGAGGACUCAGCAAGCCAUUCCUUCAGUGGAGUCGGCAGCAAGGACCCACUGUCUUCUUUUGACAUUAAACUUUUGCAAACCAAGGCAGAUCUUUUGGGCAUAGUUGUUAAAUACCUGUCCGCACGUAAAGAACGUAUUAUGCUAGAAGAAAAAUUCUCCGAUGCUUAUGGUCCCUUUGUAGACGAGUUAGAAAAGAAGGUCAAUCUAUUUAACGCCAAUACAAAUGAAAAUAUCAAUGAAACGAUAUCGGACUACCUGGUGCAGUAUAAUUUGCGCAAUUUCUCAAAAAGUCAAAAUGAUUUCAUAGCUCAACAAAUUGAACAAUGUAAAGCAGAUAUUGACUAUGGUGCUAGACAAUUGGAAAAUCACGAGGUUAUCCUGGGAUCUAUUAAACACGUUUAUAGUAACAUCAAUACAUCGAUUAAUAGAAUUCAAUAUGAAAUGUUGCAACUUGGUCAAAUCAAGGAAAAGAUUCUUUAUGCAAAAAAUAUGCUGAAACGUAUGGUAGAUGAUAUGCAAGUAUCCAUUGGUUCAGCUGUGGCUCCCAUUACUGGCGGAUGCAUGAAAUCCAAUUUCCUGCCAACGAAGCUUAAAGUUAACAACAAUAUAUCUACUAUUGGUGAUAGCUUUGAAAUGGGUGGUGGAGACAUGGUAUUCUGUAGCACGAAAUUAGACUUUGACUCCACCAUAAUGUCACUUAACGCAACUUCAGCAAAUAAUACUGGAACAUCGAGACGAAGUGCGGGAUGUGCGGAUACCACACUUAUGCCUGCGGCUGCCGGAUGCAACAACAACGAAACACGUUUCGUUCUACCACCAUACUCCAGUGAGUUAUCUACUUUCGCCGAAAUCCCAUUUGAAAAGUUUAGCUGUAUAACGAAAGAGUGCGCUUACCAUCUGUCACCCAAUCCAUUGAUCGUAGAAUCACGUGAACUUUCUUCUACAAUGCAAUUGGCGCCAGGCAGUCUACUGACAGCUUCAGGGGCUUUACAGGAAGUGCGUAAUCGUAUCAAAUGGGCGUGUUUAAUUGCCCAGCAUUCACUUGACUUGAAAUUGGAUUUGGAUUUGGUUAUGGUCGACGCGCAAAGCUGCAAACAAAAAAUCAAACAACACCGUGAGCAAAUUGAGGAAAUGCUGGACAAAAUAGAUGUAGUUAACAUAAACACGAAUCGAACACUGCAUAAACUUUCAAAGUUGUACGACUUUAUGCUUGCAAAUCCACUGCGCCACUAUAUUCCAGCUGAAAGAAAUUACAAUAAUCAAACAUAUGCGGAUUAUGAAGCCGAAUACCUAAUGUAUUAUCGUAUGGCUACCGUCGGUGCAUCCAUAAAAUGAUAGAUUUAUAUCUUAAUGCUAAUAUUAAAUUUUAAGUUCUAAAUAAAGAAGUU